UGGCUCCAUUGUCAGGCAUGGUUUGCUUUUUGAUUCAGAGUGUCAGAUAUUUCUGAGAAUUCUCUUCGUAUUGGAAAUAAUUCGUAGGAACGGAGCAAGGCGUUUGGCUGGUCUUCGAGGAUUCUAAUGUGUUCGGUGAUUAUUUGGUCAACAUUGCCGAUAUUGGCGGCAGUAGGCUAUUGUUUUCUGUGACAAGCGGUGUGCCGGGAAUGUGCGCGACAGUUGUUUCGUCUUGGUAUGGAUCUACCACGCGGCAGUCUGGAGACCUUACCAUCGAGUGCUUUUAACUGUCACUUCUGCCAAACACUUCAAACACCAUACAGAACAUAGUGUUCCACCACUAAAUUUAAAAAUAAAAAUCCACAGAUGUAUAGGCGUGCCAUCUCAACUUCAACUCGUUGUACACUAACCGGAUUUGGAUCGGAGUGGUUCCAACAGAAAGACGCCGACUUAAGCUGGCUAAAAGAGGUACGUUUCCUAAUAUCAUGGACUGCUGCUCCAAAAAGAGAUUACUUACGAUCAUGACAAGUGUGUGCGCGUGUGCCGCCUUCGGACUUCUCUGCAUCGCCGUCGCCACGGACUACUGGCUGUACACGAGAGAGCGACUGAAGAAAGACUCCGAGUACAACACCACCAUACCGGCCACGUACAGAAGUGUCUACUCCGGCUUGUGGCGCAAGUGCGAGGACAAAGGGUACUCACAGAGGGGAGUCACCUGCAGUUACAUCAAGUAUUUCACUGGAGAUGAGGACAGGGAAGGCCUGGGACCUACAGAAGCUAUUUUACUAAACAUCAGACGUGCCACCAUGUUUCCCUUAGUUAGUCUCCUCAUCCUUCUGAUCGGGGGGAUCAUGUGCUUCAUAGGGCACUGCAAUUCUGGACGCAAGAUCCUCACAUUCGUCUGCGGAAUUCUCUUUGUUUUAGCAGGUCUGUGCACACUGGUUGGGAUUAUUCUUUACAUCGGCAGCAUAACAGAGGAAGUCGGUAACAAGCCGAGAGCGUCCAUAGAAGAGCCCAAGUUUGUGUAUUAUUACGGAUCUUCGUUCAUCAUGGCGGUCGGGUCGUUCAUCCUCACCGAGCUGUCUGGCGUCUUUUCCGUGUACCUUUAUAUAACCAAAAAUAAACAAGCACAACGCAAAAAACUCUACAAAAUUAAACACACGGAAAACGCGCACAAGACCGAAGCAAACGAUAACAGAGCAAACCACUGGAGGCACAGCGGUCCCCGUUCCCAGUCUCGCGAGAGGUCACAGUCACGUGAUCGGUCACGAGAUCCAUCAGUUACUCGUUCUGAUAGCUAUUUCACAUAUACACCUAUAUCUGAUGCAUCCCAUGAGUUAUCGAACUACAAUUUUCAAAGAGACUCAUCUCGAAACACCAUCUCUACGACCGCCGAAAUGCAUCCCACGCAAAAGGAAAUAGUGUCCCCACCACCAUCGAUUGAUAUCGUUCGUAGAACAACGCCAGUGUGACCACGGAGUAAAUAGGUUUAUUUGUAAAGGAAACUAGCUCUUCAUUUAAGAUCUGCACAUGGGCAUCAACUCCAAAUUGCGAUGGUGAAUGUGGGUCUUUUGUUGGGGUUUUUUUGGUGUGCUGUUACAAAGUCUGUGACCAAUAGUUAUUUGGUUUGCCACGCGUCACUGAAGAGGGAAUAUUCAUUUGUUUGGAUUAAAGAGCAUAAAGGGAGUUAACUCCUACUGAAUUGACAUGGCGUUUUCGGUUGCUGGAGAGUUGAUGUCCCAUAUGAUCAGAGGAGCCGACUCGGCCCAUAUUCAACACACAGCACGACCACAUGGGUUGAUAGGGCGGAAAUACGCGACAACGGGCCGAGUAACGAUUGCCUUUUUCUGUAACGUGAGGGCUACAGUCGACGUCUUGAGCUCAAGAUGAAGGUGUGGCUGCUUUAAACGACGUGUGAAAUACGAAAACAAUGGCGUUAAGAUGGUAUCAGAGAAAUGGCGACGUUUGAAUAUAUAUACGUAUAGUAUAUAUAUAUUUACACACAUAUAUACCUAAAACAAAUAUUUGAAACACGUCUUGGAUCAUGUUAUUGUUAUUGUCAUGAGCAUAAAAGCAGACGUCAUUAUCCGUUUUACUUCGUUCUUGGAAGCAUGACGCACAGGCACGUGAUGUCGUAGUCGUGAUGACCUAUAGAAUGAAUAAUGUAAUAAUCAAAUACCUGUCACGAAUUUGUAACAACAUCAAUGUACAUAUUGUAUCACCACUGAAUAUUGCUAUACAUUACUUUGGCCUACUUGGUCUGGUAUACAUUGUUAAUAAACUUCAGUACAUACUAAUAAUGACAUGGUAUUGCAUUCAAUUUGCUAUCAACGUCAAUCGACGUUGGUAAAUUUGGAACUGACAAUUAGUUUGAUAGAAAUACAAAUAAAUAAAUAAAUAAUUCAUCUCGAAUAGCGUCAUUUCAAAAGUCAUCACUUCGCUUUUUUUAAUUCAAUACAAAUAAACUAGCAGACGUCUUUAGCAGAUUUUACAAGGCACACUCAAGGUCACUUGUGAUUUUGAUGUAUCAUUUAAUUGUCACAUACAGUACAUCUGUUUAUACGUUGUGGAGAUGUACUACAGUGAUUAGUUGUCACAGCGAGGGCACGUUGUGUUGGACAAACUGAAAACUAAUAGUGUAGUCAUGGGUUGAAGUUGGUGUCUACCCUCAAUGAAACAGCUGCCAUUGGUGGAUGUGCAAUACUUUGUCAUUGUUAUAUAUAAACAAUGAGUUUCAGGGAACUUGAUCCUGGCUCUAUUAACAUGAACGUGAAAAGAGUGUAUAAAUAACAUUUUAUCUGGACCCGUAGGGUGUAGUAAAAACAUAAAAUAAAUAAACAUUCAACCUACUCCACCUAAUACUUUUCGGUAUGUUCCCGGAAACACAAGUCUGUAGCCCUUAGUAUGCAUACGAACUUAAUUAAUAGUACAUACUAAAACAAAUAAUUAAUGUGUAGCAAUAUUUAAAUGCUAGUAACGCACAAUAAAUCUAUGUGCUAGUACGUGCGUUGGUUUUAUCAGAAAUCCGUUACAGGUCAAAGACCAUCAGACGUAGUCUACAUGCUAUCGUGUCUAAAACGUCAAGUGCCUGUGCUUGCGUCAUCAUAUAAAUUGCUUUUGUGGACGUAUUCCAUGGUGUGAACGUACUACUAUUAAGCAUGACGUUAUAUGCCACUGUUGCACAUAGUUAUUUUUAAAGAGACAUCAUUCUAUUGGCUUAUCUUAUGAUUGGUGCAUCGUUGUUUGUUUUGCUGUUAUUGGUUGUUGUGUUUUGUUUAAGGGAGGUUUCUCUUCGUCUUUUAAUUAUUUUAUUUAGUUUUUCCAUUAUUAUUUUUAUGUCACUCACUGAAUGUGUCUCUGCAACAUAAACGAAUAACAUGGUUGUUCAAUUAUCUCCAUAUCUAUAAUGCUAUGUGUUUUCAUUUUAAUUAAUCCAAGUUUAAUGAUGUAGAUACACUUUUCACCUUUGAACCAACGAACCUACUGAUUUUUUGUUGGUAUAUAUGAUUAUGUGACACGGUUCUAAACUAAUCAAAUACAUACAUUUGGAUGAAACCUGACAGGCAAAAUCAUGUUGUGAAAUUGCCUAUUUGAUCAUAUAUCUGAGUAGGUUUAGUUGGUGUGUGCAAACAAAUGUUAAACUAGUGAAAUAUAACCUCAACUUCAUAUUGAAUGUUUGGUUUGUUCAUUUUGUUAUAAUUUUUUAUUUGUAAAAAAAAAAUAUAUAUACUUUUUCAGCCAUAGCAACCUCAUGUCAUAUUUUCAGUUCAUGUUCUUUUAUAUAGGUCAUCUGUUAUAAUUAUACACAGCAGAGCGCAGAUGUUAAACACAAGCCAGUGUAUCAAAGGAAAGGACUAUUUGUCGAUAACACACUCCACCAAAUCAUAUUUAUCAAUCAGUCACUAUAUUUGCCAGCCUUCGGCCAAAACAAUAUUUACAUUUCACCAGACAUGGUCACAAUAUGAAAUGGCCUACAAACAGUAUACUAUGUGUAUAUAAUUGUUAAUUAUCGCGUAUUAUGGGUUAAUCUGAAGAACUAUGAUGUCAUCACUUACGCUGCCCUUUCAGGUUAGUAGAAUGUUUUUUCACAUGCACUUGCGAGAGGAAACACACUAUUUUUAAAUAGCAUUUACUGUGUUGGUGCAAGGUUAUUUGGAGCGUAAGCGAGAAUUUAGUAGUAUGUUGUCCUGUAUGUAUGUCAGUGUGCCUAAACGAACAACCGACUCCGUCAUUAAAAUACGAAGGUGUUUGUUAGACGGACGCGAGUCUGUUAUUAAUAACAGGUAGUAACAUAUUUGGAUUCUGUGUUCCCUAGCACCGCAUGUUUUUUCUGUUAAAACUUCGAUAGCAUUGUGUUUUGAUAAAAGUACUAUGACGAAAUAA
Messenger RNA from Gigantopelta aegis, 4383 nucleotides. Its product is annotated as voltage-dependent calcium channel gamma-5 subunit-like. The coding region runs from base 486 to 1472 and encodes 328 amino acids. NCBI's taxonomy places the organism in Eukaryota, Metazoa, Mollusca, Gastropoda, Neomphalida, Peltospiridae. Gene Ontology annotation, molecular function: channel regulator activity; voltage-gated calcium channel activity. The record is from RefSeq and is a predicted model, not a curated record. Gene Ontology annotation, cellular component: AMPA glutamate receptor complex; postsynaptic density membrane. The transcript has 4 exons. Gene Ontology annotation, biological process: neurotransmitter receptor internalization; calcium ion transport; transmission of nerve impulse.